This is a messenger RNA of Salmo salar (Atlantic salmon), 2264 nucleotides long. The record is from RefSeq and is a predicted model, not a curated record. Lineage: Eukaryota; Metazoa; Chordata; Actinopteri; Salmoniformes; Salmonidae.
CAUCCCUCCCCGAACCCCUUUCAUCCCUCCCCAAGCCCCGGGGCCAUCCCCACUGAGAGAAAAUACAUUUCUGGGAAAACAGAUUUGACCUUUGACCUGAACGAACCCGACAUGGAAGAGGAGGAAGAGGAAGAAGGUCUGUCAGUAAAAAUAUUCCCUUCGUCUGACCAGGCUCAUGUGGGUAACCAUAGCAAUCUGUUGUCUCUGGGAUACAAAUAUGGGAUGGCAAGCUUCAACGUUCAAGACUGUGACCAGAACUCCAGUCCAAGUCUGUCUGAGAGUGUGGAUAGGCAUGGACCGAGACAGCAGCAGCAGCAGAGGCAGCGUACACAGAUGACCCCCCAGCAGGUGAUCAAGCUCAGAGCCUGUUACAGGGAGCACCCCACCCCCAGUCCCCUGCAGUGUGAGGGCCUGGGACGGCAGCUGGGGCUCCCACGCAGGGUGGUGCAGGUGUGGUUUCAGAAUGGCCGGGCCAAGGAGAAGAGGGCAAGGAGCCUCAGAGUUGACCCCACCACAGGAUAGAGGGAAAGGCAGCAGAGGACAGGGGAGAGAACGCACACAGCCAUGAACUAAGUGCACGUCACUCACAACAAUAAACCAACCGGAUGCCACAGAAGCCAAAGAGCAUUCUACCAGUGUACCUCACCCCUUAAUCAGCCCCAAAACAUCACAGGGCAGACCUCCUCUAGAGCUUUAAGACACCACUCCUGUGUUCCUCUCUCUCCUUUCCCCUCCUCUCCUGUCCUCCAACCGAUACCUCAGGAGUUAACCCCUCCAUGCCAACAGAUGUCCCUGUUCUGACAAUAGAAUCUGGAGAACCAGGACACAGUAGGUGCCCGUCUCACUUGUGUUUAAAGACUACUAGUGCAAGUAUCAAACUGUUCGAUGUUUUAGUGUAUAGAACGUUCUUUCAAAGUAUAAGAAAACUGAAAGAAACAAAAGCAGCUACGGAAAACAAAAAAUUCAAAUAUUCUUUACAAAGAGCAUCUGCAAAGACUGGCUUGGAUUCCAAAGCUCGUAACCAAAACCUUACAUGUCCGUGGAUUGUGUUGUCAACAUGGUGUUUUUCAUUUCCAAACCACAGUACAGCCCAUACAGUGAAGAGUAGAUCUGAGACUGGUGCGUAUCAAUAGACUGACUGGUCUAUGUGGUGCUGAAGCAGACCUCAACCUUCUCAAGCCAAUGAUGACUCUACUGCACAUGUACUGAACGCUCCUUAUGUGGAAAAUAGGCCAAAUAGCACUGAGCUAAGUCCACUUUGUCCUUUAUGUGAGAGGUCGUAUAAGAAGCUAUUUUGAUAACGUUCGACCAAUAUAUGUCACAACUUUAACCAAACACUACACAACAUUGUCUGUGUUUAGUAAAUGUUAAUGAAUAUGAAUACAAUGGAUUAACGGUCGUUAUUAUGCUUUGAUAUGACAAGUGUUAUUUUGUGGUGUAUGAGAACAUAAUGUAGGCGUUAUGAUGUGGAGUUGCCUUUUCUUCUUAUUUGAGUAAAUACCAGUAUGUUGUGUAAUAUAAUCCCAUGUAUACUAUACUCAGGCCAACUGAACUGUUUUUUAUUUGGUCCUAGUAAUGUACUAGUUUCUCUUCUGUUCCUAAUGCCAGACACAAAGUCUGUUUUGAAACCUUAUGAUGUAAAUAUUGACUGUUGAUAUGAAGUUCCUAUAAUGGUAGUUCUAAAGAAACCUCUCUGGAUUUCAGAUAUCUGAGCUUUCUGACCGAUAAUUGAUAGUUCCAUUAUUACAAUGUUAAAUGGUGUGAGGAGUAAAUUAAUGUACAGUAUGUAGCUUUUAUAUGGUCGACUCAGUCUCCCCUGAGACUGCCUCUGUUCUGACGGACCAUACUCACUGAGAGUUACUGACGUAAUACUGAUGAAAACUUUGGAUGUUGUGUGCACUUAACUCUCUCACACACUCUAACCGUCUUUCUUUCUCUCUCUCUUUUUCUCUCUCAUCUCUCCUCUUUUUGUUCUCUAAAUGUAAUAAUAUUACUGUAGUAAUAGUAACAGUAAUAACUAUGAUAAUAUUGAAUGCUUUAAAACACAACCCAAAGACAAUAACACUGUAACCAUCGAUGCAUAAAUGCCACAGAAAACAACUUAAAAAGUUUACUUGAUAAUGUAAUAUUGAUUGUUGGGAAGAAAGAGUGACUGUAUCAGAACUGCUGUAUCUGCCUCUUCACCAGGCCACUGGUGAGUGUACACUGUAACCUCCAGAAAAACCAAAACCUGUUAUUAUACUAGGAUGGAGGAGCAACCCCCC